GAAAAGAAAACCCUCCUCUCAACCCCUCUAUCUUCUCUCAAUUUCUUCACAACCCCAUGAUUAAGAAUCUCAUGGUUUGACUUUGCGUUUGCCCAUCAAUUAUGGAGGAAGAAUCAUCAUCAUCAAGAUCACUCCUCUUGGAGGAUUUUGGUCAGAAGGUGGAUCUUACCAGGAGAAUCAGAGAAGUUUUGUUGAAUUACCCUGAAGGGACUACGGUUCUAAAGGAACUGAUACAGAAUGCUGACGACGCCGGCGCCACCAAGGUCUGCCUUUGCUUAGACCGAAGGUCUCAUCCCACCACCUCCCUCUUGUCCCCUAAACUCGCCCAGUGGCAAGGCCCUGCUUUGUUAGCGUAUAACAAUGCUGUCUUCACUGAAGACGAUUUCGCUAGUAUUUCCAGGAUUGGUGGGAGUGGCAAGCAAAGUCAAGCUUGGAAGACUGGUCGUUUCGGGGUUGGCUUCAACUCAGUGUAUCAUCUGACUGAUUUGCCAUCUUUCGUCAGUGACAAAUAUGUAGUCCUGUUUGAUCCUCAGGGUGAUUUCCUUCCAAACAUUUCAACAUUAAAUCCUGGAAAAAGAAUCGAUUAUGUCACCUCAUCAGCCAUCUCUCGAUACCAAGAUCAGCUUUCUCCAUUCUGUGCCUUCGGUUGCAACAUGAAAACUUCUUUCCCUGGAACUAUAUUUCGUUUCCCUUUAAGAAAUGAGUCUCAAGCAGCAAGUAGUAAGCUCUCAAAGCAAGCCUAUUUGCCAGAUGAUAUUUCUUCAAUGUUUGAACAGCUAUACGAGGAAGCAGUUUUCACACUUCUGUUCUUAAAGAGUGUAGUUUCUAUUGAGAUGUAUGUAUGGGAUACUGGGAUGUCUGAACCUAGAAAAACUUAUUCAUGUUCCAUUAGAUUGAAGGAUAAAGAUACGGUUUGGCAUAGACAGACACUUCUGAGAUUAUCCAAGUCUAUGAAUUCUUCAGAUGAUAAAACUGAUGGAUUUUCUUUAGACUUCUUGAGUGAAGAUAUAAAUGGAGACAAGAGGGUGGAUACCUUUUACAUAGUGCAGACAAUGGCAUCAUCAUCUAGUAGAAUAGGUUCAUUUGCUAAAAGUAUGUCUAAAGAUUAUGACAUUCAUCUCCUACCUUGGGCAGCUGUAGCAGCUUGCAUCUCAGACAAUUCUUCCAGAGGUGAUGUUUUGAAAGAUGGUCGUGCAUUUUGUUUCCUGCCUUUACCUUUAAAAACUGGAAUGACAGUGCAAAUUAAUGGAUACUUUGAGGUGUCAUCAAACAGACGUGGCAUUUGGUAUGGUGCUGACAUGGACAGAAGUGGAAGAAUCCGGUCUCUUUGGAACAGGCUUCUUCUAGAAGAUGUUGUUGCUUCUUCUUUUGUUAAGUUACUGCUUCAAGUCCAACAUAUACUGGGUCCCACAAACUCGUAUUAUUCUUUAUGGCCUAUUGGUUCAUUCGAGGAGCCAUGGAGCAUUAUGGUGGAGCAUAUUUAUAAAAACAUUGGUGAUUCACGUGUAUUGCAUUCAGAUCUUAAUGGUGGGAAAUGGGUUUCAGUAAUGGAAGCUUUUCUUCAUGAUAAUGAGUUUUGUAAAAGUAAUGAACUUGGUAAAGCUCUUGUACAGCUAGGAUUGCCUAUUGUUCAUUUGCCUAUUGCCUUGAGGGACAUGCUUUUGAAAUUUGCAUCUAGUUUGAAAGUAGUCACUCCUGAUUCAGUAAGGAAUUUUUUAAGGAAAUCGAAAGGUGUUAAUAAAAUAAGCAGAGAUUUGAAGCUAGUGUUGUUGGAGUAUUGUCUUGAAGACUUGAUUGAUGAUGAUGUUGUUACACAUGCAUAUGAUCUACCUUUGGUUCCUUUAGCAAGUGGUGAAUUCGGGUCAUUUUCUGAAAAAGGUGUAUCUUAUUUUGUCUGCAAUGAAUUGGAAUACAAGCUCUUACAAAAGAUACCAGAUAGAGUAAUCGAUCAAAAUAUACCUGAAAACAUACUAACCAGACUUGCAUCAAUUGCUAAGAUCCCUUCAGCAAACAUACUUCUUUUUGAUGUUAAUUCCUUUCUCCAGUUAUUCCCCAAAAUCAUCCCUGCUGAUUGGAAAUACAAAACUUCAGUUUCCUGGGAUCCAGAAUCAAACCCUAAUCAUCCUAGCUCAACAUGGUUUCAUCUAUUCUGGAAGUACCUUCAUGGCAACUGUGAAAGCCUUUUGACUUUUGGUGAUUGGCCUAUUUUGCCCUCGGUUUCUGGUCAUCUUUACAGACCAUCAAGACAGGUGAAGCUGUUGAAUGUGGAUAAGUUGUCUGACAAGAUGAAGGGUAUACUCGGUAAAGUGGGGUGCAGGAUUCUUAACAGCAGCCAUGGUGUUGACCACCCUGAUUUGGUCAACUAUGUACGUGAAGCUGAUGGUGAUGGUGUCUUGAAGUCAAUCUUUGAUGUUGUCUCUUCAAAUGAUGACAUUAAACAGCUUUUUCUUCAAACCCUAGAAGCUGUAGACAGGGACGAGCUUCGUCAUUUUUUUCUUGACCCAAAAUGGUAUAUUGGGAACAAUAUGUCUGAUACUGAAAGAAGGGCAUGUAUGAGACUUCCAAUCUUUAUGGUGUUUAGUGAGGAAGAAAACUAUAGCUACUCUGGAUUAGAAGAACAAAAGUUUUUACCUCCAUCUGAUUGUCACAAGUCCUUACUCUGUAAUGACUUUGUUAAAAGUUCAUCUGGCAUUGAAGAUGAAAUCUUGAAUAAAUACUAUGGGAUUGAGCGAAUGGGGAAGGCUAUAUUUUAUAAACGAUACGUUUUCAAUAAGGUUAAAGAAUUGGCACCCGAGUUUCGUGACAUCAUCAUGAUGUCAGUUUUACAGGAGUUACCACAUUUAUCCACUGAGGAUCCAACAAUUAAAGGGCAUUUAGCAAAUCUUGAAUUUGUUCCAACUGCUAGUGGUUCUUUGAAAUGUCCAACAGUGCUUUAUGAUCCUAGGAAUGAAGAAUUAUACGCUUUGUUGGAAGAUUCUGAUUGUUUUCCACAUGGUGUUUUUGAGGAAUCUGGAAUUCUAGACAAGCUACAAGGUUUGGGUUUGAAAACAUCUGUGUCUCCUGAAGCUGUCAUACAAAGUGCACGCCAGGUGGAAUUGUUGAUGCAGAGUGAUCAACAAAGGGCUCAUUCUAGAGGAAAAGUUCUUCUUUCUUAUCUUGAAGUAAACGCAUUAAAAUGGUCACCUGAUGUUUCUGAUCAAGGAACAAUGAACAGGAUGUUUUCACGAGCUGCAAGUGCAUUUAGAUCAAGAAAUCUAAAAUCUGAUUUGGAGAAGUUCUGGAUUGAUCUAAGACUGAUUUCAUGGUGUCCUGUUCUUGUUUCAUCUCCAUUUGAAUCAUUACCAUGGCCAAUAGUGUCAUCCAUGGUUGCACCUCCAAAACUUGUGAGACUUUUUUCAGAUCUAUGGCUUGUUUCAGCAAGUAUGAGGAUAUUAGAUGGAGAAUGUUCUUCAACUUCAUUAUCUCAUUACCUCGGGUGGUCAUCUCCUCCUUCAGGAAGUGUCAUUGCUGCACAGCUUCUAGAACUUGGAAAAAACAAUGAAACUGUAACAGAUCCUGUUCUUCGCCAAGAAUUGGCUUUAGCAAUGCCUAGGAUAUACGCGAUUUUAAUGAACAUGUUGAAUACAGAUGAAAUGGAUAUUGUGAAGGCUGUUCUAGAAGGUUCUAGAUGGAUUUGGGUAGGUGAUGGAUUUGCAACACCAGAAGAAGUUGUGAUCUCUGGUUCUCUUCAUUUGGCUCCUUAUCUACGUGUCAUACCUGUUGAUUUAGCAGUUUUCAAAGCUUUAUUUCUAGAGCUUGGGAUUCGGGAGUUUUUAAAGCCGAAAGAUUAUGCUCAGAUUUUGGGGAGAAUGGCUAGAAUUAAAGGCUCAACUCCUUUAAAUUCACAGGAGCUUCGUGCAGCUUUACUAAUCUCACAACAUCUGGCUGAAGUUCAGUUGUAUGAAGAACAAAUCAAGAUCUUUUUACCAGAUGUUUCGUGUUUCUUGGUUGAUGCCACUGAUUUGGUAUACAAUGAUGCUCCAUGGUUGAUUGGUUCAGAAAACGAGACCUCAUUUGGAAAUCCAUCAAUGGCACUGAAUAUGAAAAGAACUGUUCAUAAAUUUGUGCAUGGAAAUAUCUCGAAUGAUGUUGCAGAAAAGCUCGGUGUUCAUUCACUUAGGCGUAUGUUGCUUGCUGAAAGUGCUGAUUCGAUGAAUUUGAGUUUAUCUGGAGCUGCUGAAGCAUUUGGUCAACAUGAAGCUUUGACCACCAGACUUAAACAUAUUCUUGAAAUGUAUGCAGAUGGGCCUGGAACUCUGUUUGAGCUAGUGCAAAAUGCAGAAGAUGCAAAAGCUUCUGAGGUGGCGUUUCUUUUGGACAACACACAUUAUGGGACUUCUUCUGUUCUUUCACCCGAAAUGUCAGACUGGCAAGGGCCCGCUUUGUAUUGUUUCAAUGAUUCGGUUUUCAGCCCACAAGAUUUGUAUGCAAUAUCAAGAAUUGGUCAAGAAAGUAAACUGGAAAAACCAUUUGCAAUUGGAAGAUUUGGUUUAGGGUUUAAUUGUGUUUAUCACUUCACUGACAUUCCCACUUUUGUAUCCGGGGAGAAUAUUGUCCUUUUUGAUCCUCAUGCAUGUCACUUACCUGGAAUAUCUCCUUCACAUCCGGGAUUAAGAAUUAAAUUUUCCGGAAGGAAAAUAUUGGAACAAUUUCCUGAUCAAUUUUCUCCAUUUCUUCAUUUCGGAUGUGACAUGCAGAACUCAUUUCCUGGAACACUCUUUCGGUUUCCAUUAAGAAAUGCUAAAGCUGCUUCAAAGAGUCAAAUUAAAAAAGAAGCAUACUCGCCUCAAGAUGUUACAUCACUAUUGACAUCUUUCUCAGAAGUUGUCUCGAAGACAUUGCUUUUUUUGAGAAACGUGAAGACUAUCUCCAUAUAUAUGAAAGAAGGAGUUGGUAGUGAGAUGCAGUUAGUUCAUAGAGUCCAUAAGGAUAGUAUUGGUGAACCCGAACGUGAAGCUGAAGCUAACACAUUUCAGCUUAUGGUUAAUUUCAUGCAUGAACAUAAAGAAGGGUCAGAGAAGAAUCAUUUUUUUGAUAAAUUGAAAAGACCGAAUGACACGGGGUUGCCUUGGAAAAGUCAGAAGCUUUUGUUGACCGAGAAAAGUCAAUCUGAAGAAAAGUCAAAUGUAUGGUUGACUAGUGAAUGCUUCGAUGGUCGCCAAAGUAAAAGAAACAACAAAUCUCAUAAGUCUAUUCCAUGGGCUUGUGUGGCAUCAUGUUUGAACAAUAUGGAAGUUGAAAAGAAUUUUGAAGGGCAGGCGUUUUGUUUUUUACCACUUCCAAUAAAUACAGGUCUUCCUGUUCAUGUGAAUGCAUAUUUUGAACUAUCAUCUAAUCGAAGGGAUAUAUGGUUUGGGAAUGACAUGGCAGGUGGAGGGAAAAAACGUUCAGAUUGGAAUCUUUAUCUUCUAGAAGAAGUUGCAGCUCCAGCUUAUGGUCACUUACUCGAAAAACUCACAUCAGAAAUCAACAAUUCUGAUUUGUUCCAUUCCUUUUGGCCAACAACAGCAACAUCAGGACCUUGGGUGUCAAUGGUGGAAAAGCUUUACAAAUUUGUUUCCGAUUCCGGCCUUCGUGUGUUGUACACUAAAGCAAGAGGUGGUCAAUGGAUUCCAACCAAACAAGCCAUUUUCCCUGAUUUUACCUUUGACAAGUCAAACUUUCUUGUUGAUGCAUUAUCCAAUGCGGGAUUACCCAUGACAACAAUUCCUAAACCUCAUGUGGAAAAAUUCAUGGAGUUUUGUCCGACUCUGCAUUUUCUGACUCCUCAGUUGCUAAGAACUUUGUUAGUUCGCCGGAAACGUGAAUUCCGGGAUAGGAAUGGAAUGAUCUUGGCACUUGAGUAUUGUUUGCUUGAUCUAACAACCCCGAUUCAAUCUGAGAACUUUUAUGGUUUGCCACUUUUGCCCCUCUCAAAUGGUUUGUUUACAGUGUUUGAAAAGAGAGGAUCGAGUGAUAGAGUUUAUGUCACACGUGGAGAUGCUUAUAAUCUUUUGAAAGAUUCUGUUUCAAACCACCUUGUGGAUUCUGAGAUUCCGGAUGCUGUUUAUGAAAAGUUAUGUGAUAUGGCAAGAAGUGAAAGUUUCAAUGUUUCGUUUCUGAGUUGUCAUUUGCUUGAGAAGUUGUUUAUGAGGUUACUUCCAACAGAAUGGAUGCACAUGAAGGAGGUGAUGUGGGUCCCUGGGCAUCAAGGGCAACCUACUUUGGAAUGGAUGAGGUUGUUAUGGGAUUACCUAAAUUCAAAUUGUGAUGAUCUUUCUGUGUUUUGUAAAUGGCCGAUUUUACCAGUUGGAAACAAUCAUCUGUUACAACUUGUGGAGAAUUCAUAUGUGAUUGAAGAUGAUGGGUGGAGUGAGAACAUGUCAUCAUUGUUGCUCAAAAUAGGGUGUCUGUUAUUGAGACAUGACAUUCAAUUAGAACACCCACAGUUGAACAAAUACGUGCAGUCUCCAUCAGCAAGUGGUGUUCUAAAUGCAUUAUCAGCAAUUUGUGAACCAGGGAAAAUAGGUGAUCUUUUUGAUAAUGCAUCAGAGGGCGAGCUGCAUGAGUUUAGAAGUUUCAUUCUUCAAUCCAAAUGGUUCUCUGGUGGCUUACUUAAUGCAUCACAUAUCAACAUCAUCAAACAGAUUCCAAUGUUUGAGUCCUUCAAGAGUAGAAAGCUGGUUUCUUUAACUAAACCUACUAAAUGGCUUAAACCAGAUGGCAUUCUAGAAGGUCUUUUGGAUGAUGACUUUAUUCGCAUUGAUUCAGAGAAAGAAAGAAAGUUAUUGAAAAAGUAUUUAGACAUCAGAGAACCUUCUCGAGUCCAAUUUUAUAAAGGCUAUGUGUUCAAUCGCAUUCCAGAACUUGUCUCUGAGCCUGGGAUUCUCUUGGCUAUUUUUGAUGAAAUUCGUGUUUUGAUUAAGGAAGAUAGCUCCUUCAAGAAAGAACUUAUGAUGUCUCCCUUUGUCCUUACCAAUACUGGAUCUUUGCUAGAACCACAAAGGCUAUAUGAUCCUCGUAUACCCGAGCUAGAAAAAUUUCUGCACAAGGAUUUGUUCUUCCCUUCUGACAAAUUCUCUGAUCCUGAAACUUUGGAGAUGCUGGUUACCCUUGGACUAAAGCAAACCCUAGGCAUCCAGGGUUUGCUUGAUUCUGCUAAAUCGGUGUCUAUGUUGCAUGAUAAAAUGGAACCAGAGGCUGUUGUAAAUGGAAAGAGACUACUUGGUUGUUUAGAUGCAUUGGCACUCAAGUUUUCAACUGAGGAAGUGGAAUUCAGUUUUAAUGAGUUUGGGCCAGAUGAUGAAGCAGAUAACUACUCAAGAAACACUCCUGAGGCGUUUCAUGAAGAUUAUGUAGGCAAGCUGUUCGAUGAAAUGCCAGGAGACAAGUUUUGGUCUGAACUAAAAGCCAUCAGAUGGUGUCCUGUUUCUGUUGACCCACCUUUGACCGGACUUCCAUGGUUAGUGCCAGCUCAGCAAAUUGCAGCUCCGGAUACUGUCAGACCUAAAUCACAGAUGUGGCUCGCUUCAUCCAUGAUGCAUGUACUUGAUGGUGAAUGUAACUCAAUGUUUUUACAACGUAAGCUUGGGUGGACAGAUCGGUUACAUAUAAAAACUUUGACCAGUCAACUCAUUGGUCUAUCCAAAUCCUAUGCUGAAGUUAAGUCAGACCCUGAAUUUGAAGCUUCUCUACAAGAGCAUAUGCCAGUUCUUUACUCAAAUCUGCAAGAAUAUGUUGGCACUGAUGAGUUUGACCUUCUUAAAGCUUCUCUCAAUAAUGUUCCAUGGGUUUGGAUUGGAGAUGAUUUUGUAACUGUUGAAGCUCUUGCUUUUGAUUCACCUGUAAAAUACAGUCCAUACUUGUAUGUUGUCCCAUCUGAAUUAUCUGUUUUCAGAGAUUUGCUUCUUGCUCUUGGAGUCCGGCUUUCUUUUGACCUUUUUGACUAUGCUCAUGUUCUACUUCGGUUACAAAAAGAUGUGAAAGGGUCACCACUUUCAGAAGAUCAGUUGAGUUUUGUCCUUUGUGUUCUAGAAGCUGUUUCAGAUUGUCAAUCAGAGAGAUCAAUGUUUGAAUCUUCCAACACUCCAUUGUUGGUGCCUGAUUCUCGAGGGGUUCUCAUGGCUGCAAGGGAUGUGAUGUAUAAUGAUGCACCUUGGUUGGACAAUAAUACCCCUCUGGGAAAACAUAUCAUACACUCGAGUAUCAGUCAUGAUCUGGCUAACAGGCUAGGGAUUCAAUCCCUUCGUUCCAUCUCUUUAGUCAGUGAGGAAAUGACAAAAGAUUUACCCUGUAUGGACUAUGCAAAAAUCCAUGAUCUUCUUGAAUUAUAUGGAGGGAAAGAUUUCUUGUUAUAUGAUCUUAUUGAGCUUGCAGACUGCUGUAAAGCCAAAAAGCUUCAUAUAAUUUUUGACAAACGCCAACAUCCAUCACAGUCAUUGCUGCAACAAAAUUUAGGAGAUUUUCAAGGGCCUGCCAUUGUUGCUGUACUGGAAGGGGCAAGUUUGAGCAGAGAGGAAAUAUCUAGCCUCCAGUUUCUUCCUCCAUGGGGUUUAAGGGGUGAUAUGCUUAAUUAUGGAUUAGGGUUAAUGAGCUGUUAUUCUAUAACUGAUCUUCCUUCAGUUGUCUCUGGUGGCUUUUUAUAUAUGUUUGAUCCUUGUGGUAAAGCUUUUACUCUACCUUCAUCAAGUCAUUCUCCAGCUGCAAAGAUGUUUACUUUGACAGGUACCAAUUUGACUGAGCGAUUCCGUGAUCAGUUUAGUCCCAUGUUUAUUGGUCAAAAGGUUCCAUGGUCAUCAGACUCUACAGUUAUACGAAUGCCUAUUUCAUCAAAGUUCAUUGAAGAUGGAACUGAGUCUGAGUGGACAGAAAUAAAACUGAUAUUUGAAAAUUUCAUUAAGCAUGCCUCUAGAACACUUGUAUUUCUGAAGUCUGUUUCUGAGGUGUCCUUAUCAACAUGGGAAGAAAAGGAACCACAAUCUUCACAAGAUUUUUUAAUCUAUGUGGACUCAUCACAUGCAGCAUUAAGGAAUCCAUUUUCAGAAAAGAAAUGGAAGAAGUUCCAGCUAUCAAAUUUAUUUGGUACCUCAAGUUCUGCAGUCAAAUUACAUGUUGUAGACAUAAAUUUGCAUCAAAAUGGAACAAUGGUGGUGGACAGGUGGCUUGUUGUACUUAGCUUAGGUUCUGGACAAACAAGAAACAUGGCUCUUGAUAGGCGAUACCUAGCUUAUAAUCUGACACCUGUCGCUGGAGUAGCUAUACACAUAUUAAGAAACGGACAUCUUUCUGAAGCACAAUCAUUUUACUCCAUCAUGUCCCCUCUCCCUCUCUCUGAUAGCAUCACUAUGCCUGUAACUGUCCUAGGUUGUUUCCUAGUACGCCACAACCGAGGUCGUUACCUUUUCAUGUAUCAAGAUUCAGAAUCUUUGGUAAAAUCACAACCAGAUGCAGGGAAUCAGCUGAUUGAAGCCUGGAAUCGGGAACUUAUGACAUGCGUCCGUGAUUCCUAUGUUAGAUUAGUGUUGGAAAUGUUUAAAAUAAGAAGAGAUCCAUCCACUUCAACAUUGGAAUCAAGAGCAACACACGCGAUUCACAUGGCAUUGAACGCAUGUGGCACUCAGAUAUAUUCGUUUUGGCCUACUUCUAUUGACACUGAAGAUGCAAAUGGGACAAAGUCAAAAACCCUAAAAGCUGACUGGACUUGUGUGGUUGACCAAGUCAUCAGACCGUUUUACUCUCGCCUUGUUGACCUUCCUGUUUGGCAGCUUUAUUCUGGGAAUUUAGUCAAAGCUGAAGAGGGGAUGUUUCUUUCACAGCCUGGAAGUCGAAUGGGUGGAAACAUAUUACCUGCAACUGUUUGCUCUUUUGUAAAAGAACAUCAUCCGGUUUUUUCAGUCCCAUGGAAACUCGUGUCUGAAAUUCAAGCAAUCGGGUUCAACAUACGAGAAAUCAAACCGAAAAUGGUUCGUGAUCUUCUUAGAAUGUCUUCAACACCAAUUGCAAUACCAUCAAUCGAUACUUACGUGGAUGUUCUUGAGUAUUGUUUGUCAGAUAUUCAGCUUCUUGACCCAUCUGAGGAUCCGGAUAACAAUUCAGGACCCGGACUGGGUCCGGGCCCAUCGGGUUCUACUUCACCUAACCCAGGUGACCCGAUAGAAACACUCGCGAGUUUAGGAAAGGCUUUGUUUGAUUUCGGACGUGGGGUUGUUGAAGACAUGGGUCGGGGAAACGAAAGGUACAACACGGGCUUGGGCCUUGGUGGGCCCACUAGAGGCCCGGUGGAUCGUAGGUUUGUAAAAGUAGCAUCUGAGCUUAAAGGGUUACCAUGUCCUACUGCAAUAAGUCAUCUUUCUAAAUUGGGGGUAACCGAGCUUUGGGUUGGAAACAAACAGCAGCAAUCGUUAAUGGCCCGUUUGGGUUCGAAAUUUGUUCAUCCGAAUAUUUUGGAAAGACCGAUUUUGGCCCAAAUCUUUACAAAUGAUAAUUUAUUAUCGUUACUUAACCUGAAAAUCUUUUCGCCUCGUUUGCUAGCUGAUAACAUGAGGUCACUUUUUCAUGAAAAUUGGGUGAAUCAUGUUAUCAACUCGAGUGUAGCUCCUUGGUUUUCAUGGGAAAAUACCCGUGAAGGUGGGCCAUCUCCUGAUUGGACAAAACUCUUUUGGAGAAGUUUUAGUAAUUCGCAAGAUCUACCUCUCUUCUCUCAAUGGCCACUAGUUCCUGUUUUUCUGGGUCGACCCGUUUUAUGCCGGGUCAAACAUUGUAAUCUGGUAUUCAUCCCGCCCCAGUUACCCGAUUCAGAAUUGGAAAAUCCGGGUCUUGAAGAUGAUGAUGUGGCAUGUUUGGAUUCGUUGCCUGAAGAGAUUCGGCCAUAUAUGUUAGCAUAUAAAGUCACUGAUAAAAAACACCCAUGGUUGUACUCUUUGCUUAAUCAAUGCAACAUCCCGAUAGUUGACACUGCUUUCAUGGAAUUUGCUCCUCCACACAACUAUUUUCCGGUGGCCGGAAUCUCAUUGGGCCAAGCCAUAGCCGCCAAGCUUGUCGCCGGAAAAGCCGCUGGUUAUCUCCCGGAGCUCACCUCCUUUCCACCUUCCGAUUGCAACAACCUGUUCUCCCUUUUGGCUUCUGAUUUUUCAUCAAAUGGAUCCGAAUACACACAACAAGAUCUUGAAGUUCUUCGUGAUCUACCGAUUUACAAAACUGUUAUUGGAACAUACAGAAAGCUGAAUAUCCAGGAAACAUGUAUGAUCGGAUCAAAUACGUUUCUCAAACCGUACAACGAACAUUGCAUGUGGUACAACUCGGAGUCUUUCGAGAGUGGAUUGCUUCGAGCUCUUGGAGUAUCCGAGUUGCAAGAUAAACAGAUAUUGGUUAGAUUCGGGUUACCCGGUUUUGAAGAGAAGCCUCAUUCAGAACAGGAAGAUAUAUUGAUAUAUCUUUACAUGAAUUGGCAAGAACUCCAACAAGAUUCUUUAGUCAUUGAAGCCUUAAAAGAGACCAAAUUUGUAAGAAGUGCUGAUGAACAAUCGGGAGAUUUACACAAACCAAAAGACUUAUUUGACCCCGGUGAUUCGUUGCUAAAAUCGGUUUUUUCCAGUGAGGUUCAGAAGUUUCCAGGGGAGAGAUUUGUUUCAGAUGGAUGGCUUAAUGUGUUAAGAAAAACCGGGCUUCAAAACGCAAGUGAUCCGGAUAUUGUUCUAGAAUGUGCUAGAAGAGUCGAGUUUCUUGGAGCUGAAAGUAUGAAACCUUCUGGAUUUGUUGAUGAUUUUGAGGAGGAUUUUUCAGACACGAGAAUGGAGGUUUCUUUAGAGAUUUGGUCAUUAGCUGAGACUCUAGUGAGUGCAAUAUUUGCUAAUUUUGCUGUUCUUUAUGGCAACAAUUUCUGCAAUACACUUGGAAAGAUUGCAUGCAUUCCUGCAGAAAAAGGGUUCCCUUCUAUAAGUGGAAAGAAAGGUGGUAAAAGAGUGUUGUGUUCUUACAGUGAAGCCCUUGUGUUGAAAGACUGGCCCCUUGGAUGGAGUGUUGCUCCCAUUCUUUCCAAACAAAGUGUGGUUCCACCAGAGUAUGCGUGGGGAUCUCUUCAGCUGAAAACUCCUCCUCCUUUUACUACAGUUUUAAAACACCUUCAGGCUAUUGGAAGAAAUUUUGGUGAAGACACUCUGGCUCAUUGGCCUAAUGAAUCAGGUUUAAUAACUGUUGAGGAAGCUUCUUUUGAGGUUUUUAAGUAUCUUGACAAGAUUUGGGGGACAUUAUCUUCCUCAGAUUUAUCAGAGUUGAAGCGAGUGGCAUUCAUUCCAGCUGCUAACGGGACCCGUUUAGUGACUUCAAGCUCUCUUUUUGCCCGUUUGACAAUAAACCUUUCACCAUUUGCAUUUGAACUUCCUUCACGUUACCUCCCAUUCGUGAAGAUUCUAAAAGAACUUGGACUUCAAGACACAUUAUCAAUCUCUUGUGCAAUGGAUCUUCUUUCAGAUCUUCAAAAAUCUUGUGGAUAUCAACGUCUGAAUCCAAAUGAACUCCGUGCAGUGAUGGAAAUACUACAUUUCCUCUGUAAUGAAACCAUAGAGCUCCAGAAAUCAGAUAGAUCUAAAUGGGAAUCAGAGCUGAUUGUCCCUGAUGAUGGCUGCAGACUCGUUCAUGCAAAUUCAUGCGUUUACAUUGAUCCAUACGGGUCCCGGUAUGUGAAGUAUAUCGAUUCUUCAAGGCUUAGAUUCGUUCACCAUGAUGUUUCAGAAAAGCUGUGUUUAGCAUUCAGCAUUCGAAAGCUUUCAGAUGUUGUUGAAGAGGUUGCCAUAUUAAGUGUUCUCAACAGUGUACCUUUAACCACUUCCAAAACUCCAGAUUUGCAGACUUUACAACAAUCACUCGAAUCCAUUGCUAAAAAACUACAAUUCGUUCAAUCCAUCUACACACGUUUUUGGCUCCUUACAAAAUCCCAAGACAUCACACGUUCAUCAAAAGAUUCCAUAAUCCCAGAAUGGGAAUCCGGAUCCAGUCAUCGAUCACUUUACUAUGUUGACCGGUCAAACACCCGGUUACUAAUCGCGGACCCACCAAGUUACAUUUCGGUCCUUGACCUCGUUUCAAUUGUCGUGAGCCAUGUUUUAAGGUCGCCGGUCCCGCUUCCGAUUGCUUCCUUGUUUCUCUCUCCGGAAGGUUCCGAAACCGCACUUGUGAACAUCCUUAAACUUUCGUCCGAUGUAAGGGCGACAGGUGGCGUUGGUGGGUUUCUUGGGCGGGAGAUACUUCCACAAGAUGCAAUGCAAGUGCAGCUGCAUCCAUUAAGACCUUUUUACAAAGGGGAGAUAGUGGCGUGGAGGAGUCAAAAUGGAGAAAAGUUGAAGUACGGGAAGAUUCCAGAAGAUGUAAGGCCUUCAGCAGGACAAGCACUUUAUAGAUUCAAUCUUGAAAUGUCUCCAGGGAAAUUGGAAGCUGUUCUUUCUUCACAUGUCUUCUCUUUCAGAAGUUUAUCAAUCGGGAACAAUAAUAAUAAUAAUAGUAAUAUGAUCCCUGAAGAUAAUAGUAACAAUGUGGUUGAUACCACACAUAAGCAUGUUGAGAAACCAGAGAGUUCUAGUUCGAGGAAUCAGAAACAGAAACAGAAACAACCGAUUAAAGAACUGGAACAUGGGCGUGUGUCGCCUGAAGAAUUGGUACAAGCGGUACAAGAAAUGCUGUCAGCCGCCGGAAUCCGAAUGGACACAGAGAAGCAGUCGCUGCUCCAAACAACGUUGUCACUCCAAGAACGGUUGAAGGAAUCUCAAGCCACACUUUUGCUGGAACAGGAAAAAUCGGACAUGGCGAUAAAAGAAGCAGACACAGCGAAAGCAGCAUGGCUAUGUAGAAUAUGUUUGAGUAAUGAGAUUGAUAUCACAUUGGUUCCAUGUGGACACGUGUUAUGUCGUCGAUGCUCGUCUGCGGUUUCUCGGUGUCCGUUUUGUCGGUUGCAAGUUUCGAAGACAAUUAAAAUAUAUCGGCCUUGAAAGCAAAGGGUAUUAUAGUAGGAGUACAUAAUUCAAUUAUUUUGUAGGUCAUACCAUACGAUGUUAUUGCCUAUACGUUUUUGUGCAUAGUGAAAACGUAUUCUUGUGUAUGGGAAGUGGGAAGAGUUGAAUACACAAUUUUUGUAUAGUGGCUUUCAUCG
This is a messenger RNA of Lactuca virosa, 14158 nucleotides long. Lineage: Eukaryota; Viridiplantae; Streptophyta; Magnoliopsida; Asterales; Asteraceae. The record is from the annotation of a GenBank genome assembly.